AUGGCUGUAGCUUUUCAGCAACAAAUUUUUGCAUUAGAUGCUCGUUUUAAUGCAUAUCGAGCACCAGGAAAUCCAAACUUUAAGACCCUUUACAUAAGGAGAAGAAGCCAACUUUUGAGAGAAAAUGCCAAAUUUAAGGAUAUUGAAACAAUUAAAAAGUACAUUAAUAUAAGAAGCCAGUUGCUUCAACGUCGGUAUGGAGUACAGGAUAAUAUAUCAAUCAGUUCAUCGUCAUCCAAACAAAGAUCCAAUAGUAAGGCCAGCCUGGCAGUUGAUGAGUGUAUAACAAUCAAUCCCAAGAAAAAAAGUGACAUGACAAUAUCUGAGAAUUAUGCUUUCUCUGGAGUUCAUCAUAUAUUUGAUCAGCAUACAGAUCAAGUAAGCAUGGUAAAGUUUGCUAACAAUGACCGUUCAAAGCUGUGCUGUGUCUCUCAUGAUGGAAAGGUUUCAGUGUGUGAUGUCACCGCUACACCACCAAAGGUGUCUUUCAUGCUUGAAGGUCACACUAAACCGGUCACAGGUUGUGAUUGGUCGGCGUCCAACGAGCUUCUAGUGACGUGUGGUCUAGACGGUAUGUUGUUAGUGUGGCACGUGGGGACCGCGGCUCGACUGCGUGCGGUGAGGGACCAGCUCGGGGCUCCAUUAUUAUGCUGCGCCUUCCAGCCCAUCAAUAACAACAUGCUCAUUGCCGGUAAUGCAAGAGGUAUGGUUGAAGUUCUUAAUGUAUCGACUGGGAUAUACCCUAGAGGUGGGAGCAGUAUCCUCGGAGGACAGGUUCUGUCUAUAGCGUGUGAGUCCAGUGGUAGAAUAUUUUGGGCGGCAAACGAUAAGGGUUUAAUAGUGAGCUACAGUACGUGUGGCGCGGGCGGGUCGUUGAGGAAGCUCCGUCGCUGUGCGGUGGGCGCGGCCGUGUCCUCUCUCUGUUGGAGCCCCUGGCUCGCCCGACAUCCUGCACUGUUGGUUAGCGUCGCUGACGACUCGCUGUAUCUCUUCAGGAUUUCCGAUCGUGAGGGCGGUCUGACCCUCAAGAAGCGUUUCUGUACGCAGCACCGCAGCCAGCGCGUCCGCUCCACGUUCUGUCCGUUGAUGUCGUUCCGUCGCGGCGUGUGUGUGGUCAGCGGCUCCGAGGACGCCUGCGUCUACUUCAUGGACAUUGAAGGCCACGCGGACCAACCCGUCGUUAACAAACUACAGGGUCACGCGUCUCCCGUGCUCGGGGUCAGCUUCAGCUACGACGAGAGUCUCCUCGCAACCAGCGACUCCUCAGGACUCGUCAUUAUAUGGAGGAGAGGAUGA
Danaus chrysippus (African queen) is the source of this 1296-nucleotide messenger RNA. The record is from the annotation of a GenBank genome assembly. Lineage: Eukaryota; Metazoa; Arthropoda; Insecta; Lepidoptera; Nymphalidae.